AUGGAAAUUCCGAUUAUCAACAAAAUAAGUGAUUUUGAAGAUGCCUUAAGCUCUCUUUAUGUGCUUUCUGGGAUUCAGAAAAUCUAUGAAACCCAUAGUUUUCUUAAGUGGGGAACUUUGAUUCUUGCCCUAAUAGCUUCCUUGUUUACCAUUAUCAAUAAACUCAAGAUUUUGAUCAUCAGCCCACACCAUUCUUUGCCAUCAGAAACUCUUCUUUACGACACAGAUUUCGACUUUGACAGUGACAGUGACAUUGAUUCUUCAUCGGACGACGAAUCAGAAUACGAUGAGCCGUCCACUUCCCACAACCGGCGACGAGUUGAAGAAUAUUUUCGGGUUCGGGAUUCCGGCUCCGGUCAUUUUGUCUGCGACGAGUGGGAAGACAGUUAUUUCACCGGCGGGAAAAGUGUGGUGAAGCUAUGGGAAAACCUAGUUUUAGAGCUCGGUUUCGACGUCGAUGAAAGCGACGACGUUAACAAAGGAACGAAUAUCGCUUCCAUUCUCAGCGGAGAGCGCGGCUUUCAGGCGAUUUCCGCGCCGUUCUCAUCGCCCGCGGUUGUCAUUUUUGCUGGCGUUGCCUUAUCGUCUCGACGAGUCGCUGUCGGAGCGUGGGACACGCGCCUUUGUCGUCGAGUACCUGCUAUUGUAGCAGAAUGGAGGCCUAAACAAUCACAUGAGAAAAUCGCAGCGGUCGAUGUGGAUGACGGGGUCGAGAAGGUUUACACCAGAGGUGACGUCACGGGGAAGUUGACGGUGGGUGAUAUGAGGACGGUGAUAUCGUCGUUAAGGAACUUAACGGAAUAUGAGGAUGAUAUCUCGGUAGGAUGCUGA
Hibiscus syriacus is the source of this 831-nucleotide messenger RNA. RefSeq lists its product as uncharacterized. The coding region runs from base 1 to 831 and encodes 276 amino acids. NCBI's taxonomy places the organism in Eukaryota, Viridiplantae, Streptophyta, Magnoliopsida, Malvales, Malvaceae. The transcript has a single exon. The record is from RefSeq and is a predicted model, not a curated record.